Molecule: messenger RNA, 276 nt
Organism: Opisthorchis viverrini
Lineage: Eukaryota; Metazoa; Platyhelminthes; Trematoda; Opisthorchiida; Opisthorchiidae
Exons: 2
Coding region: 1-276 (91 amino acids)
Source: RefSeq, a predicted model, not a curated record
AUGGUUGUACCGCGCGACUUGGCCGGCUAUCCAUGUGCUUUGGAGCACAUGCCAAUUGUGCUUGGCAUCGGGAGCUGUCUGCUCGUUUGUCCGUUCGUUCGUGCUUGUACCGGUUCUUUGACAAACGCCGGAUUGCGUCGUCCUGAUCGGAGGCACUUACAUUACGCUACUAGCAGUAGCCGACACAGCAGGGCACUGGCAAGUCCGACAGUCCCACAGCCGUACGGCUGUGUGUCUGUACGCAACGCUGUUUAUCUGGGCCGAAAACAGCAGUAG